UUCAUACAUUUGAGGCUGGACCUCCUCGUUUAUCUCAGCUUUUGCUGAAGUUUUCUGUCUGCCAGCACUGUGGUUCGCCCAGCUCCCCGACUUCGUCACUUUUUGGGCGUGACUGUCCCAGUGCUGCUCCCCGUGGGGUUGCAGAUAUGGAAUCUUCGAGGCAGCAGCAAGGCCGGGCCUUCUCCCCGGCUUUCCGCCAUGUGGCCGCCAAUUCCUUUUUGGCGUCACGUCUCGCCCCGUCUCAGUGCGGGGGUUACGCCAGGGAUCGCUCCUUGGCCAGCGGCGCCGGCGUGCCCGCCACCUCCCGUUAUUCUAACCCGGCCUUCAGCAUGAGCCUCGCUGGUGCUGGAUCUACUCCCGUUUUCGUCCCUGCUGCCGCUGAGAAGGGCAAGAAGGGAGUGAGCGGCUUCAUGAUCGACUUUCUCAUGGGUGGCGUGUCGGCAGCUGUGUCCAAGACCGCUGCUGCUCCCAUUGAGCGUAUCAAGCUCCUGAUCCAGAAUCAAGACGAGAUGAUCAAGGCUGGCCGUCUCGCGGAGCCAUACAAGGGUAUUGGCGACUGCUUUAGCCGGACGAUGAAGGACGAGGGCGUCGUCGCGUUGUGGCGUGGUAACACCGCCAAUGUGCUCCGAUAUUUCCCCACUCAGGCCCUGAACUUUGCCUUCAAGGAUUACUUCAAGAGCCUGUUCGGUUACAAGAAGGAUAAGGACGGCUACUGGAAGUGGUUCGCUGGUAACCUGGCCUCCGGUGGUGCCGCUGGUGCAGCGUCCCUCACCUUCGUGUAUUCCCUAGACUACGCCCGAACACGGCUGGCGAACGACUCCAAGUCCGCGAAGAAGGGUGGCGGCGACAGGCAGUUCAAUGGCCUGGUCGACGUGUAUCGCAAGACCAUCAAGUCUGACGGUAUUGCCGGUCUGUACCGCGGGUUCUCCAUCUCGUGCGUUGGCAUCAUCGUGUACCGUGGUCUUUACUUCGGCAUGUACGACUCGUUGAAGCCCGUGCUUCUUGUCGGCCCGCUCGAGGGCAACUUCCUUGCCUCCUUCCUCCUUGGUUGGGGUAUUACCAUCGGUGCUGGCCUUGCGUCGUACCCCAUUGACACUGUGCGACGUCGCAUGAUGAUGACGUCUGGCGAGGCUGUCAAGUACAAGAGUUCGAUGGACGCCUUCAUGCAGAUCGUGCAGAAGGAAGGCACCAAGUCCCUCUUCAAGGGUGCUGGCGCUAACAUUCUGCGUGCUGUGGCUGGUGCUGGUGUGCUGUCUGGCUAUGAUCAGCUCCAGCUCAUUCUCUUCGGCAAGGCUUACAGCGGUGGCGGCGGCUAAGAACUUGUGGUUUUGUGGUUUCUUCGUGAUGUUCCAGCCUUGUAUUGGUACUAGUAUCAGAAAUUCAAGUGAUGGGUGAUAGAGAGACAGUACACACAAUAUAGCUAAGUGUUGUACCCUCUAAGAGGCUACCCUAUACAGUCUAAACAAACAUAACAAAUAGAC
Messenger RNA from Closterium sp. NIES-67, 1481 nucleotides. The record is from the annotation of a GenBank genome assembly. NCBI's taxonomy places the organism in Eukaryota, Viridiplantae, Streptophyta, Zygnematophyceae, Desmidiales, Closteriaceae.